AUGGGGCGGACGAGCGUGGCGACGGCGGCGGCGGCGGCGCUGCUGGUGCUGGCGGCGUGCGCGGCGCUGCCGGCGAGGACGGCGGCGAACAAGAUCAGCAUCAACUGGAAGCCCAACGUCAACUACACCGACUGGCUGGAGCAGCACAGCCCCUUCUACAAGGACGACUGGCUGGUGUUCUACUACACGGCGGGGCAGGCGGACGUGGUGCAGGUGGACGAGGUCGGGUACAACAAGUGCGACGCCACCAACGCCAUCUACAACUACAGCAAGGGCCGCAGCUUCGCGGUCCAGCUGAACGAGACCAAGACCUACUACUUCAUCUGCAGCUACGGCUACUGCUUCGGCGGGAUGCGCCUCGCCAUCAAGGCCGAGAAGCUGCCGCCGCCGUCCCCGCCGCCGUCCGCCAGCGACCGUUCCUCCGCCAUCGCCGCCUUCGCCAGGUCCCACGCGCCCGUCAUCUACGCCGCCGUCGCCGUGCUCGCCGCGCUCCUCAGGAUGGUCUAG
Miscanthus lutarioriparius is the source of this 507-nucleotide messenger RNA. The record is from the annotation of a GenBank genome assembly. NCBI's taxonomy places the organism in Eukaryota, Viridiplantae, Streptophyta, Magnoliopsida, Poales, Poaceae.